UUUUUUUUUUUUUUUUCAGUUUUGCUUGCAUUUGACUGUGCGAAUCUCGUUAAACUACGUCGUUCUAAGAAGGGUUCAGAAAGAACCCACGAUAUAUAUAAGUAGGUUGAAUUCCUGGUGGAUUCAUUUUUUUUGCUCUUUUGCUAUAACCAAAUACCCACACAUUCACAAUGGCUCCAAAAGUUGCAAUUAUUAUCUACUCCUUGUACCACCACAUCGCCACCUUAGCUGAAGCUGAGAAAAAAGGUAUUGAAGCUGCCGGUGGUCAAGCUGACAUUUUCCAAGUUCCAGAAACUUUGAGUGAAGAUGUCUUGAAAGCUUUACACGCUCCAGCCAAACCAGACUACCCAAUUGCUACUAAUGACACUUUGGUUAACUACGAUGCUUACUUACUCGGUAUUCCAACCCGUUACGGUAACUACCCAGCUCAAUUCAAAGCUUUCUGGGAUGCCACUGGUGGUUUAUGGGCUCAAGGUGCUUUACAAGGUAAAGUUGCCGGUGUUUUCGUUUCCUCUGGUACCUUAGGUGGUGGUCAAGAAACCACUGCCAUCAACUCUUUAUCCUGUCUUGUUCACCACGGUAUCACUUAUGUUCCAUUAGGUUACAAGAAUGUUUUUGCCCAAUUUGCUAACAUUGAAGAAGUCAGAGGUGGUUCUGCUUGGGGUGCUGGUACUUUUGCCGGUGCCGACGGUUCCAGACAACCAUCUAAAACCGAAUUGGAUGUUGCCGAAAUCCAAGGUAAAACCUUCUUCGAAACUGCCUCCAAAUUAUUUUAAAUUGGUAUGUCCAUAUGAUCUCUUCAAUUCUUUAAAUAUUACGAGUAGAAUAUAAAUUUAUGUUUUUUUUUUUU
Messenger RNA from Hyphopichia burtonii NRRL Y-1933, 850 nucleotides. RefSeq names its product flavodoxin-like fold family protein (gene PST3). The transcript has a single exon. NCBI's taxonomy places the organism in Eukaryota, Fungi, Ascomycota, Pichiomycetes, Serinales, Debaryomycetaceae. Bases 171 to 776 code for a protein of 201 amino acids. The record is from RefSeq and is a predicted model, not a curated record. Gene Ontology annotation, molecular function: NAD(P)H dehydrogenase (quinone) activity; FMN binding.